Argentina anserina (silverweed cinquefoil) is the source of this 1864-nucleotide messenger RNA. RefSeq names its product cytochrome P450 94C1-like. NCBI's taxonomy places the organism in Eukaryota, Viridiplantae, Streptophyta, Magnoliopsida, Rosales, Rosaceae. The record is from RefSeq and is a predicted model, not a curated record. Gene Ontology annotation, molecular function: monooxygenase activity; iron ion binding; heme binding. Bases 42 to 1529 code for a protein of 495 amino acids. The transcript has a single exon.
UCUACUAGGCUUCCUGUUUUUGCUUUGAUCGACCAUUAUCAAUGGAGCUUGAAGUUUCUGUGUUCUUUCAGUUCCUUUUUACCUCCUUUUCCUUCAUUAUGCUCUCUUUUAUCAGCUUGUACCUAUUGAGAUCAAAGCUCUGGUGCAACUGUGAAAUCUGCAAUACCUAUCUCACCUCUUCUUGGUCUCUAGAAUUCCAUAACCUUUGUGAUUGGUAUGCACAUCUGUUGAGAGAGUCACCUACCAAAACCAUCCACAUACAUGUUCUCGGAAACACCAUCACAGCAAACCCAGAAAACGUUCAGUACAUGCUCAAAACAAAUUUCGAAAACUUCCCGAAGGGGAAACCUUUCUCUACAAUCUUGGGUGACUUUCUGGGUCAAGGUAUUUUCAACGUGGAUGGUCAUCCAUGGAGGUUCCAGAAGAAGAUGGCGAGUCUGGAGCUGAAUAAGCAGUCGGUGAAAUCGUAUGCCUUUGAGAUUGUCAAUUAUGAGAUUAAACACCGGCUCAUCCCUCUUUUAUCGUCCUCGUCGGAGACAAAAGAUGUCUUGGAUAUGCAGGACGUAUUCAAGAGAUUCUCUUUUGAUAGCAUAUGUAAGUUCUCUUUUGGGUUGGACCCUAUGUGUUUGGAUUUGUCCGUGCCCUUAUCGGAGUUUGCUGUCUCCUUCGAUCUGGCGUCGAAGUUGUCGGCGGAGAGAGCCAUGACGGCGUCUCCUCUCAUCUGGAAGAUCAAGAGGAUGCUGAACAUAGGGAGCGAGAAGCAAUUAAGAGACUCCAUUAACAUAAUCGAUGUGUUGGCGAGAGAGGUUAUCGUGACAAAGAGGCAAAUGGGAUUUUCUACUCAGAAGGAUCUCUUGUCUCGCUUCAUGAGGAGUGUAGAUGAUGAGACGUACUUGAGAGACAUUGUCAUAAGCUUUCUCUUGGCUGGUCGCGACACAGUCGCGUCAGCUCUGACGAGCUUCUUCUGGCUUAUGACUACUCACAAGCUCGUCGAGUCAACAAUCCGGGCCGAGGCAGACAAAGUGCUCGGCCCCAGUGAAGGCCUGAAGAGCUUUGAACAACUGCAAGAGCUUCAUUAUUUACAAGCGGCUAUUUACGAGAGCAUGAGACUUUACCCUCCUGUCCAGUUUGAUUCAAAGUUUUGUGACAAAGACGAUGUUUUACCGGAUGGGACGUUUGUGAAGAAAGGGGCUAGGGUUACUUACCACUGCUACGCGAUGGGUCGGGUCCAAGAGAAUUGGGGACCAGACUGCAUGGAGUUCAAGCCGGAAAGGUGGUUGAAGGAAGGUGCUUUCUUCACGGAAAACCAUUUUAAAUAUCCGGUUUUCCAACCAGGACUUAGGGUUUGCUUGGGAAAGGAAAUGGCCCUGAUGGAGCUCAAAGUUGUGGCCCUUUCGUUGAUUAGAAACUUCGACAUCCAAACAACGACACAAUUUAAUGUGCCGCGAUUCUCACCGGGAUUGACAGCCACUUUCAGUGGUGGCCUUCCUGUGAGGGUGAGAGAAAAGGGGAAGCUACCAUCCUCAUAAGUCACAUCUGCUUAGCCAUACACAGGCCACACAAGCUAGAUGACUAGAUCAAUUAUGCAUGUUACUAUGUUAAUUAGUGUUUCCAACCAAUCAAAAGAAAAAGUAGGGAUUUGUGCAGAGUGACAAAGAUGAAAGUGAUACGCCUACCUCGUCUGAAUUGAACGUGCACCAUAUAUAUAACCAGAAUACAUGUCUGCAGUUUGUGUCGGGUACUAAGCAAAAUUAUAUAUCUGGGUGUGUGUAGCUUGUGAUUUUUGACCCACUGUGCAGGUGGAUAUAUCAGAAUGGAAACUAUUUUAUAUGUUGCUCUCCGUGUUUAUUUAAGUACGAUGAAG